This is a messenger RNA of Anastrepha obliqua, 2345 nucleotides long. RefSeq names its product DDB1- and CUL4-associated factor 7 (gene wap). Gene Ontology annotation, cellular component: nucleus. The transcript has 6 exons. Gene Ontology annotation, molecular function: protein binding. The record is from RefSeq and is a predicted model, not a curated record. The coding region runs from base 424 to 1455 and encodes 343 amino acids. Lineage: Eukaryota; Metazoa; Arthropoda; Insecta; Diptera; Tephritidae.
AAGACGGAAUAAUUUUGCUACUUCGGAGUUAAAUCAAUUUUAUAAAGAAUUGAGUCAGUUUAAAAGGCGAAACAAACCGAAAAAGUGUAAAAUACUGUAUAUUUUCAAUAAAUAUACCACACAAUCGUGCUUACGACCACGAGAACAAAUUUUUCUAAUUCAUAACGUGAAUACAAAGCGUACGGGCGUCAGGUCAGACGGCAGCCAAAUUAAGGAAUAAAGCUAAAAUGGUGUGAAAAUAUUGCCGGAGACCGGGUUUUUAGUGUGCAUCGGUCAUUUUUUAGCAGAGUGAUUUUGUUGAUUUCGCAUUUUCGUUUUCGAGAUUUGUUUAGUUAAGAUUCGUGUUGAUUUUAAGGAAUCCCUUCGAUUUUUCACAAUUAAUACUUUUCACAUAUAUACGAGUACAUAAACACAAGCUAAGUUAUGUCAUCAACCGCCAGCAAGCGAAAAGAAAUCUACAAGUAUCUGGCGCCAUGGCCGCUGUACUCAAUGAACUGGAGUGUACGCCCUGACAAACGAUUUCGCCUUGCACUAGGUAGUUUCAUUGAGGAAUAUAACAACAAAGUCCAAAUCAUUAGUCUCGAUGAGGACACCAGCGAAUUCAGUGCAAAGAGUACUUUCGACCAUCCAUACCCGACUACCAAAAUAAUGUGGAUACCAGAUUCUAAAGGAAUCUAUCCAGAUUUAUUAGCAACCAGCGGUGACUACUUACGUGUUUGGCGCGCCGGUGAGCCCGAUACACGGCUGGAAUGUAUUCUUAACAAUAAUAAAAAUAGUGAUUUCUGCGCUCCAUUGACAUCUUUUGACUGGAACGAAGUAGAUCCGAAUCUCGUUGGUACCUCCUCUAUUGACACGACGUGCACAAUCUGGGGCCUGGAAACAGGUCAACCCCAUGGACGAGUCUUUGUAUCCGGACAUGUAAAAACGCAAUUAAUAGCGCACGAUAAAGAGGUUUACGAUAUAGCAUUCUCACGUGCCGGCGGUGGACGCGAUAUGUUCGCAUCAGUUGGCGCCGAUGGCUCAGUUCGUAUGUUCGAUCUGAGACAUUUAGAGCAUUCGACUAUCAUAUAUGAGGAUCCCACGCAUACGGCUUUGUUACGUUUAGCCUGGAAUAAACAAGAUCCAAAUUACUUAGCUACAGUAGCGAUGGAUUCGUGUGAAGUUAUAAUUUUAGAUGUUCGUGUUCCUUGUACACCUGUUGCAAGACUGAGCAAUCACAGAGCGUGCGUCAACGGCAUUGCGUGGGCGCCGCACAGUUCCUGUCACAUAUGCACUGCCGGUGAUGAUCACCAAGCACUGAUCUGGGAUAUUCAACAAAUGCCGCGGGCAAUAGAGGAUCCAAUUUUGGCGUACACAGCCGCCGAGGGUGAAGUGAAUCAAAUACAAUGGGGUGCGACACAACCCGAUUGGAUAGCGAUUUGCUAUAAGAAAGCAUGCGAAAUUUUGCGCGUCUAGAAAAGGCAUAAGACAACGUCGAAAAUAUGCAGCAUGCGCACAUACAUCGCCACAGCUUCAGCCACAAACAUAAUCUAUAUAACGCAUAUGACGAUAAUUACAAGUAGUUACUUAUAUACUUUUAGUUUGACAUCAAAACCUUGACCACAACUACUUUGUAGUUACAACACUUUCGAAACUCGUUAAAUUCCGCAAGAAUGCGCAAUUGUAAUGUUGCGAUGUUCACUUUAUUCAAAUAUGUAAUUUGCUUGUAUAUUUUUUUUUAGUUUUUAAUACAUAUAACUUUUAAGUUUAAACUAAGUAGAGUAAAUACAAGCAAUUAACAAUUGGAAAUCGUUUUAAUUUAUGAAAAUUAAACAUUUUAAAUUUUGAAAAAAAAAAAAAAUAAAAAUUUUAAAAAUAAUAUUUGAAUAUCCGUUUAGAACUAGCGAGUGGCCAUGUGAUUGCAUAUUUUUAUUUCUUUAUUUCAUUGUUUUGUUUGCAAACCGACGUACGAAUGCAAUUCUGAAUCUGAUAAAUGUAUGUAUGUACUAAACACAUCAGUGCUGUGUGGCAGGGUGUAUAACACUAAGAAUUUUGUAAUUUACAUUUCAUUGUAUGUAUAUUUCUAACGACUACUUCACUUGAUAUACAUAUAAUGUAAUCAUACGUGCAUAAAUAAUUAUAUAGAGGUACAUGCGAGUGUAGUGACUCAAAAGCGAACAUACAUAAAUUAAACAAAAGAAACAAACAGUGGUAAAGUAAGUGACUAAACACCUAAAAUUAGCCUAGCAAUAUGAACUAUACAUUUAUAUACAUAACAUGAGCCAGAGCCACAUCAAUAGAACUGAUUAAAACUUACUAAACUAAUUAUUACUUACUUGUAAAUGCAAUAAAAGAGCAAAAUGUAA